This is a messenger RNA of Clavispora lusitaniae ATCC 42720, 615 nucleotides long. RefSeq lists its product as uncharacterized. The record is from RefSeq and is a predicted model, not a curated record. NCBI's taxonomy places the organism in Eukaryota, Fungi, Ascomycota, Pichiomycetes, Serinales, Metschnikowiaceae.
AUGUCACUUUCUACCACGAUAACACCUCGUCUAACGCUAUCUCACGCUAUCACUUCGCUACCCACAUCGGAGUACUUUGGCGCCCUUGGUCCCAGGGCCAUGAGCUUAGCUGCAUACCGCCGCCUUUUCCGUCUUCGCCAUCUUGUGGAAAACCAUGAUUAUACGACUAUAUUACGGCGCCGCUUCACUCGCAUAGACUUCAAUAUUCGCCGGCAAAAAGUUCUCGGGGUGCUUCUGCCACUUUCGCAUCAGGAUAUGACCACUCGCCUUGCCAACACUGUGGCAUUUAUCUUCAACAGCACAUGCCAUUCCAAAGACGAAAGACUGCCAGUCUAUUUCUACGACGAUCUCGUCCGCGAGACUCGUCCGCGUCUUGAACGAGAAAUCCUAUCCACUAUACUUAAUAUGGAUCGGCAGAUGCCCCCAACGCUAAAAUAUGACUAUUCUUAUGAUUGGGUCGAUGAUGUGAAGCUGUUCUACGCAGAGGUUGGUUCUGGACCGGACCGUCGAAAUAUCAACAGGCUUUUCAAAAAGCAGCAGGCCCCCUACUUGGGCUUUCUUCAGUAUGAACAAUGCGUGAUGCUGUUGAACGAGUCUAUGAACUUAUGUAUUUAA